Penicillium coprophilum is the source of this 1530-nucleotide messenger RNA. RefSeq lists its product as uncharacterized. Bases 1 to 1530 code for a protein of 509 amino acids. The record is from RefSeq and is a predicted model, not a curated record. The transcript has 3 exons. NCBI's taxonomy places the organism in Eukaryota, Fungi, Ascomycota, Eurotiomycetes, Eurotiales, Aspergillaceae.
AUGUUACCCUCUCUGACCUUGAUUGCCUUCGCUCUCCUACCAGGAGUGCACGGAGGUGUCAUACACCAACGCUGUGGCCCAUUGGCUAAUUACUACAAUCAAGAUACAAAGGACUGGGACACCUACAAUACCGGCGCCUGGCUAGAUAGCUGGUGGAACAACAAUAGCGAAGUAAUCGCCAAAAAAAGGGGCGGGUUUGCGAGCGCCUUCGGUCAAUGGGCAAUGGGAGACCCAGACUGGACGUGUUUAGAUGUCGGCUCAAGCUCAAACUGCAAUCUGCCGCUAUGUGAUAACAGAGUUCUCAAUAGCCGCGGUGAUGAUAUCCGCCCUGCAUACUAUGUCCUCGAAUCCAUCAAUCGCCUGCACGGUUACUUCGAUGGUAUUGGCGAGGCUUUCACCACUACUGCUUUGGGUGCGGCUUUUUCCAAGGACAACUGGGCUGAAACUUUUUACAAAGAUACAGAGGUCAAAAGUGUCACUGCACUCAAGGAGGUACUCAACGUCUUCGUGAUGAUUAUUAGUAUUGGUGCUGUGUUUGCUGGACUAGGCUCCGUUGCACUUGGUACCACUGCUAAUGUUGGCGCUGCACUUGCCAGUACUGGAAACAGCGCUGGGUCCAUUGCUAUGGCUGCUCAUGAAAAAGAUACCUUUGACAAGGCCGCCAGCCUGGGUGCGGUUAUAGGCAACAUCGCUGUGGACGCGAAGGAGUCGUUCACGACCGCUAACAACCAGUUGAUGCGGGGCCAACAGUAUGGCAACGCAGAUAUUCGACAAUACAUCGCUAAUGGAGCGUUCCUCACAUUCCCAGGGGUCGACAAGAACGCCGUCAUUGAUCAAAUGAACACUAUGCUAAUUGGUACUGCCAUCAAUCAGUUGUACCGUACCCAAAAGGUCUUUAUCAUGGGUGGCGGUGCCUGCGGCGAUAACCAGGGAAUUGGUUCUGGUCCCCAGGAGGCUGCCGUUUGCCGUGAUAAUAAGGCCUGGUACCUAUACUACUGGCAGGAGAACGAUGUGUUUUCUUUUACUCCCCAUCAAUGGGGAUGGGUCAAUCCGCCCCCUGGGGCUGACAAGCUGGGUCAGGGUGAUUAUGCGAACAUCCAUGCUACUGAUAUCAUCAACUCCUCUCUUGAUGCCUACAAUACCGCUGGUUUUAACUACACUUCCGAGAUAGGUUCCAGUCGUGCCCUUGAUGCUAUCAAAAAUUCCUGGGGAAAUCCCGCCGCCCAAGGUGCAUCCUGGGAGGGUAUUUUCACAAUUCCAGUGUGUGACAUCGGCAAUGCUAUCGGCGCCGAUUACGUUGGCAAGGAGUAUAUCUUGCAGCCAUACGGCCACGAGAGUCGCCCUGUCUGGUGUGGACCGAUCUGCAAGGGCAAUGCUCAUACGGCCCAAGACGAUGCUCAGACGACAAAAGACUUUAUCAAAGCGGCUAAUAUGGACAACUUUGAGGGUUUCAAUCAUCUCUGCCCUGAAACCCGACCAGGUCAUCCUUCCUAUCGCCCGCCAGGGGGUCGCGGGUCAAUUUUGGCCUAA